This is a messenger RNA of Sparassis crispa, 732 nucleotides long. RefSeq names its product phosphoglycerate mutase-like protein. Lineage: Eukaryota; Fungi; Basidiomycota; Agaricomycetes; Polyporales; Sparassidaceae. The transcript has 8 exons. Gene Ontology annotation, molecular function: sedoheptulose-bisphosphatase activity. The record is from RefSeq and is a predicted model, not a curated record. Gene Ontology annotation, biological process: ribose phosphate biosynthetic process. The coding region runs from base 1 to 732 and encodes 243 amino acids.
AUGUCGCGCCCUAUGCCACGCCUCUUUCUUAUCCGCCACGGGGAGACAGAGUGGUCUCGAAACGGGUCAGUCUAUACCGGUAGUCACUCACUUGAGAUAUCACUGCCAGAGCUCUUUCCUUUCUACGAUCACAGGCGUCACACUGGCCGUUCAGAUAUUCCCCUCACCAAGGGCGGUGAAGAAGAUACCCUCCAGAAGGCCAAGUUACUCGUAGGAGAUGGAAAGAUCCUCGACCCGAAGAACAUUUGCACCGUUUUUGUCUCACCCAGAAUUCGAGCUCACCGCACCUUCCACCUUCUCUUCCAACACCUUGAGUCUUUUCCCCAUCACCUUAUCACCGAGGAGGUCAGAGAAUGGGAUUAUGGAGAUUACGAAGGUCUUAAACCCGCUGAGAUAAAAGAAAAAAACCCUGCCUGGAAUAUAUGGAAGGAUGGCUGCCCAGGAGGUGAAAGCACCGAAGAAAUGUGCUGCCGGGUGGAUAUUGUUAUCCAGAAGGUCCGUGAAACCCACAGAUUGUGGAAGGAGGAAGGCAAAGGAAGUCGUGACGUCGUCAUCAUUGCGCAUGGACACUUCAACCGUGUUUUCAUCUCUCGUUGGAUCAAAUUUCCGCUCUCCUUGGGUACUCACUUCAAUGUGGAACCUGCCGGGAUUGCGAUCCUCGGUUACAACCACAACAAUUUGGCUGAGCCUGCCCUCAAUGCGCUGAACCUCUAUGCUAGUACGCUUGUCUAG